AUGACUGGGCAAAACCACUGCAUGACAACAGAAUUUAUCCUAGUAGGAUUUACGGAUCAACCAGAGUUGAAGACCCUUCUGUUUGUGAUGUUCUUUGCCAUGUAUCUGAUCACUAUGGUGGGGAAUCUUGGUUUGGUUGCCUUGAUUUACCUGGAGCAUCGUCUUCACACACCAAUGUACAUCUUUCUGGGUAACCUGGCUUUGAUGGAUUCCUCCUGUUCUUGUGCUAUUACCCCCAAGAUGUUACAGAACUUCCUUUCCAAAGACAAAACAAUUUCCCUCUAUGAAUGCAUGGCACAAUUUUAUUUCCUCUGUUUUGCUGAAACUACAGACUGCUUUCUUCUGGCAGCAAUGGCCUAUGACCGAUAUGUGGCAAUAUGCAGCCCACUGCAGUACCACACCAGGAUGUCAAAGAAACUCUGCAUUCAGAUGACCACGGGAGCCUACAUAGCUGGAAACUUGCAUUCCAUCCUUCAAGUAGGGUUUCUCUUUAGAUUAACUUUCUGCAGAUCUCAUGAAAUCAAUCACUUUUUUUGUGAUAUUCUUCCCUUAUAUAGGCUCUCCUGUGUGGACCCUUUUAUUAAUGAAUUGAUGGUCCUUAUCUUUUCAGGGUACAUUCAGAUCUUCACUAUUACCACAGUCCUAAUCUCUUAUCUCUACAUCCUUCUCACUAUUUUCAAAAUGAAAUCCAAAGAGGGAAGUGGCAAAGCCUUAUCGACUUGUGCAUCCCAUUUUCUCUCUGUCUCAGUAUUCUAUGGGUCUCUUCUCUUCACAUAUAUUCGACCAAAUACAGUUAAAGGAGAAAUGAAUGAUAUGUCCAUUGCUAUAUUUUAUACUCUAGUAAUUCCUUUAUUAAAUCCUUUUAUUUAUACUCUAAGAAAUAAAGAAAUAAUAAAUGUUAUGAAAAAAGUAAUGAAGUGGAGA
Choloepus didactylus (southern two-toed sloth) is the source of this 924-nucleotide messenger RNA. Its product is annotated as olfactory receptor 5K1-like. Gene Ontology annotation, molecular function: odorant binding; G protein-coupled receptor activity; olfactory receptor activity. Gene Ontology annotation, biological process: G protein-coupled receptor signaling pathway; sensory perception of smell. Gene Ontology annotation, cellular component: membrane. The transcript has a single exon. NCBI's taxonomy places the organism in Eukaryota, Metazoa, Chordata, Mammalia, Pilosa, Megalonychidae. The annotation marks the transcript as partial. The record is from RefSeq and is a predicted model, not a curated record.